Mirounga angustirostris (Northern elephant seal) is the source of this 898-nucleotide messenger RNA. RefSeq names its product mitochondrial ribosomal protein L13 (gene MRPL13). Gene Ontology annotation, cellular component: ribosome; mitochondrial large ribosomal subunit. Gene Ontology annotation, biological process: translation; negative regulation of translation. The transcript is spliced from 7 exons. Gene Ontology annotation, molecular function: structural constituent of ribosome; mRNA binding. The coding region runs from base 17 to 646 and encodes 209 amino acids. Lineage: Eukaryota; Metazoa; Chordata; Mammalia; Carnivora; Phocidae. The record is from RefSeq and is a predicted model, not a curated record.
UGGCCUAGGAACUGUCAUGCUUGGGUUUGUAACGUUUCCCGCCGGGCGAGUGAUGCUGAGGUCUGGCCUUGGAUCCUGGGAAAAGGACGGUCCUGCUGGUGGGGGAGACAUGUCGAGUUUCUCUAAGGCACCCCAGCAAUGGGCCACUUUUGCUCGGGUUUGGUAUCUCUUAGAUGGGAAAAUGCAGCCACCUGGCAAACUGGCUGCUUUGGCAUCAGUUAAACUUCAAGGAUUGCAUAAACCUAUAUACCAUCAACUGAGUGACUGUGGGGAUCAUGUUGUCAUUAUGAACACAAGGCACAUUGCAUUUUCUGGAAAUAAAUGGGAACAAAAAGUAUACUCCUCACAUACUGGCUAUCCAGGUGGAUUUAAACAAGUAACAGCUGCUCAACUUCACCAGAAGGAUCCAGUAGCAAUUGUGAAACUAGCUAUUUAUGGCAUGCUGCCAAAAAACCUUCACAGAAGAACUCUGAUGCAGAGAUUGCAUCUUUUCCCAGAUGAGGACAUACCAGAAGAUAUUCGUAAGAAUUUGGUGGAAGAGCUUCCUCAACCACGAAAAGUACCCAGACGUCUAGAUGAGUACACGCAGGAAGAAAUAGAGGCUUUCCCAAGAGUGUGGUCUCCACCUGAAGAUUAUCGCCUCUAGGAGAAUGAAAAUUGCUGGAAAGAGCAAUGAGGUGACUGAAGCUUCUUCCCGAAGAGUCUCCCGAGCUACAGGCCGAGUGAGGCAGCUGCUGCGUUUUGACAAGAAACUUGUCAUGGGCACCGAAAGCUUGUGGAGAAAGAUCAGGAGGGGCUAAUCCUUCGAUAGAUACGUUAUUUUAUAGAAUUUUUUUAUUAUGUAGUCCAGUUUGGAUGUUGUACAUGAUGAUAAGAAUAAAAUUGCUUAGUUGUUUAA